UUUUGAGCUUUUCUUGAGGAAAUAACUUAAAGAUAUGGGAGAUGAAGAUUGGAUAGAAUUGAAGUUCAGACUCGCAGAUGGCACUGACAUUGGUCCAAGCAAAUAUAGUCAACUCAUGACUGUUGCAUCUCUUAAGGAGAAAAUCAUUGCACAAUGGCCUAAAGACAAAGAAAACGCACCAAAGUUGAUAAAUGAGGUUAAGCUCAUCAAUGGUGGGAAGAUACUAGAGAACAACACAACACUUUCUGAUGCAAGGUCAUUACCUAUUUGUGAACUUCCUGGAAUUGUAACUACAAUGCAUGUUGUUCUUCGUCCUCCUCUCUUUGAGAAGAAAAAAGAGAAACUGCAGAUUGAUCCUCCAAUGAAGAGUCACUGUGUAUGCUGCAUUUUGUAGCUCCAUUAGAAAUUUUUUAUCCUUUACAUAAUUUAAUUAUUCCAUUGGAAAAAAACUUUCCAUAACUUCAAGUCUUCAACAUGGAUCUUCAUUACCAGAACGAUUUUGGUUUUCUCUUUUCUUUUUCUUCUUCAUUGUUUAUCAAAAAUGGCUGAAAAAUUACUGUCUCGUUAAAGAUUGAGGUAUUAUGUAUAAAUUUGUAUAUCCAUCGACAGAGUAACAACUACUCCAACUUUUAUCUGUUGUGAUCACUUAUCUUCACACAAGCUUGAGCAUUUCCUCAAUUAGAUUGUUUAUGGCUCUAUGCUUCAUCAUCACCAUGUUUGCUUCAAGAGUUUCAGAAACGGAUGAUUAAAUUACUACUACUGUGUAUGUGUUUUUCUUUAAGCAUAUUUAUCUGGAAGCUUGCUCUGACUAUACACAUCUAGUAAAUCAGCACAUGCAUU
This is a messenger RNA of Arabidopsis arenosa, 840 nucleotides long. NCBI's taxonomy places the organism in Eukaryota, Viridiplantae, Streptophyta, Magnoliopsida, Brassicales, Brassicaceae. The record is from the annotation of a GenBank genome assembly.